Messenger RNA from Manihot esculenta (cassava), 1975 nucleotides. Its product is annotated as phosphoglucan phosphatase DSP4, amyloplastic. Lineage: Eukaryota; Viridiplantae; Streptophyta; Magnoliopsida; Malpighiales; Euphorbiaceae. The coding region runs from base 934 to 1797 and encodes 287 amino acids. The transcript is spliced from 11 exons. Gene Ontology annotation, cellular component: chloroplast. Gene Ontology annotation, biological process: protein dephosphorylation; starch catabolic process. The record is from RefSeq and is a predicted model, not a curated record. Gene Ontology annotation, molecular function: carbohydrate phosphatase activity; protein tyrosine/serine/threonine phosphatase activity; starch binding.
UUCGAUAUUGAUCUUACUGGGUCUUUGCUUUUUCAUUGUCGAAAAAAUAGAUUUUCCACUACUGAGACUGUAAUUUUUCUUUAUGUUUCAGGAAAUAUUAUCCAAACCUUUCCUUUUGCUUUUUGAAUAGGACAAGAUAUUAUAUUUUGUGGUCUAUCUGUCUACUUUAUCGUGCUCUCUUAAUCGCCCAUCAUAAUUAACCCAUUCCAUUAUUUAUUCCAAAAUCUUUAACAUUUCAGGCAAUUGAAACGUUAAUUCUGCAAGGCUGAUAUCCAAAACUUUAGAAGGGAAAAAAAAAUCUAUCUUGGUGUUUGUUUUAAUAAAAAAGAAAGACUGAAUGCAUAAUUUGCCAAAAGUCACUUUACCUUCUCAAUUUUAUCUUAUCCAAUUUACUCCUUCAAUUUUCAAACUCUGGCAACCAGAGGUCAUGUCACAUAGAUUAAAUUAUUUCAUAAUUGAAUGUUGAAGGGUUAUUAGCACUUAUUCUGAUGUCACAAUUUAAAAGUUAAAGAUCUAAAUAGGUAAAAAGUAAAGUUGAGGAAGUAGGAGGACUUUUUGUAAAAAGGUGGAGGGGGCAUUUGGCCAAUAAGAAAUGAUAAUGAACAUUACUGCAUACUAUUGCAGCUUCUGUAGUAAUGGCAAUCCUACAGAAUCAUAUAAUAGUGUUUUGGUCGGUAACUUAGGGUGUUUAUGGGAUUGAAGGAAAUUUGUUUCAAUAUGUUAUUGAUCUUUCUGUUUUAUUCAGUUUGAAUCUUUUUUUGAUACAAGAUUAUUUGAUUUUGUUGCUUUGUAGGCGAUUUCUGGUUCUGCAUCUAGUGCUGACACAGAUGGUGCAGAUGUGAAGGAGGACAAGGAAAAGUCUGAUAUAUACAGUCAUAAUAUGACAGAAGCUAUGGGUGCUGUACAGUUUUGAUCUAUAGGCAUGAUCUAGGAAUGAACUACAACUUCAUUUGUCCAGAUUUGAUUGUAGGAUCAUGCAUACAGAUUCCUGAAGAUGUUGACAGUCUUCGAAAAAUAGGAGUGAAAACCAUAUUCUGCUUGCAACAGGAUCCAGACUUGGAAUAUUUCGGAGUAGAUAUCAAUGUCAUUCGUGAAUAUGCCAAGAAAUGUGGUGAUAUUCAACAUCUACGUGCGGAAAUAAGGGACUUUGAUGCAUUUGAUUUACGGAUACAGUUUCCGACGGUGGUCCGUAAAUUAUAUAGAGCCAUAAACCGAAAUGGAGGCGUGACAUAUAUACAUUGCACUGCUGGGCUAGGAAGAGCUCCUGCUGUUGCACUGGCAUACAUGUUUUGGGUUCAGGGCUACAAACUCAAUGAAGCUCAUGAUUUACUUCUGAGUAAGCGCCCGUGCUUCCCUAAGAUGGAUGCUAUAAAAAGUGCCACUGCUGAUAUACUUACAGGUCUUAGGAAGAGGCUUGUUACUCUGACAUGGAAAGAUGACAACUGCUCAACAGUGGAAAUUUCUGGACUUGAUAUUGGAUGGGGCCAGAGAAUAACUUUAAAUUUUAAUGAGGAAAAGGGUUUGUGGAUUCUGGAAAGGGAAUUGUUGGAAGGACGCUACGAGUACAAAUACAUUAUAGAUGGUGAAUGGACACUUAACCAAGAUGAGCCGAUUUCUGCUCCCAACAAAGAUGGGCACGUCAACAAUUAUAUUCAAGUUCUUGCUGACAAUACUGACAGCAUCAACGCAGAAAUUCGCAAGAGGUUGACUGGUGAUGAUCCAGAACUAACACCCGAUGAACGGUUGAAAAUACGACAAUUUCUGGAAACUUUUCCUGAUGAUGAUGGUGAGGAGUAAAUUGAAGACAAGGUACACAAAUCUGCAUAUAAAGAUUUAAUGAAAUGUUAUUUCCAUAAGUGCAUGUAUGAUGCACUAUUUAUUUUAAAAUUUUUUUCAAGUGUAAUAAAUAUCAAUUUCGUAAUUUAUAGGGCUUCAUUUGAUUUACAAAAUGGGAAUAAAAUAGCUUUAUUAAAUU